Messenger RNA from Pseudonaja textilis, 2636 nucleotides. It is a transcript of the gene RPGR, whose product is annotated as retinitis pigmentosa GTPase regulator. Gene Ontology annotation, molecular function: guanyl-nucleotide exchange factor activity. The record is from RefSeq and is a predicted model, not a curated record. Gene Ontology annotation, cellular component: cytoplasm. Lineage: Eukaryota; Metazoa; Chordata; Lepidosauria; Squamata; Elapidae.
CGGCUUGUUGGGUCCAUCUACCAGCCUGGCACCGCCUCCUCCCACCUCCUGUCCGUCAUGGGGGAGUCCGAGCAGCAGGUACCCGAAUCAGGUGCUAUAUUCACAUUUGGGAAAAGCAAAUUUGCAGAAAAUGUGCCCAGCAAGUUUUGGUUUAAAAAUGAUAAGCCUUUUUACAUAUCAUGUGGAGAUGAACAUACAUCGGUUGUUACAGAAAAUGGUAAACUAUACAUGUUUGGAAGCAACAACUGGGGACAACUAGGCCUUGGAACAAAGAAUACUGUCAGCAAGCCAACUUGUGUGAAAGUUCUAAAACCUGAAAAAGUAAAACUAGCUGCUUGUGGGAGAAAUCAUACUUUGAUCUAUACAGAGAAAGGAAACCUGUAUGCCACUGGGGGUAACAGUGAAGGACAACUGGGAUUAGGAGGCACAGAAGAAAGAAGUGCAUUUCAUCUAGUUAAUUAUUUUACCAGUCAGCACAAGAUCAAACAGUUAGCAGCUGGAUCCUACACAUCAGCGGCAUUAACUGAGGAUGGACAACUUUUUAUGUGGGGAGACAACUCUGAAGGCCAAAUAGGCUUGGGUAAUGAAGCUAAUGCAUGUGUUCCUCAUCAAGUGGAUGUUGGGAAACCUGUUUUCUGGAUCUCUUGUGGAUAUUAUCAUUCUGCCUUAAUAACAUGUGAUGGAGAACUUUAUACUUUUGGGGAGUCUGACAAUGGGAAACUAGGUUUGUCACUUGAACAACUGAAAAACAAUAGAGUCCCACAGCUUGUUUCUGGAAUUCCAAGAAGAGUUAAUAAGGUUGCCUGUGGAGGAGGACAUACAGUAGCACUGGCAGGAGGAGAGGUCUUUACCUUUGGCCUAGGCCAAUAUGGGCAACUUGGACUUGGCACAUUUAUCUUUGAAACUUCUGAACCAAAGAUGGUAGAUCAUCUGGGAAAGCAAAAAAUAUGUAACAUUGCAAGUGGAGAAAACCACACAGCUUUAAUAACAGAGAAUGGUCUUAUGUAUACUUUUGGCGAUGGACGGCAUGGCAAAUUAGGACUUGGGAAAGAAAAGUACACUAAUCAGUUUGUACCUACAUUAUGUUCUAAUUUUUUGAGGUUUACUGUCCAUUUGGCUGCUUGUGGUGGCUGUCAUAUGCUGGUUUUUGCCACCCCAAGGCCUAAAAAAUCUGAUAACAUUCAUGAGCUAGAAGAAAAUGAGCACAGUUUAUCAGUUAAAGUCACUGAAAUGGGAGGAGAUGCAGACACCUUUCAGCAAACAUUUUCAGCACGUGUGCGACGGAGAGAGAAGAAGGAAAAAUCGCCAGAACAAUGCAGUCGAUUGGUGCGAACACUUCCCCCAUUGGGGAAAACUUCCUUAAAACUUGCAUCAAGUGACAUCAGCAGUACUCUUCCGCUUGGCAGAACUGAUAGUAAUAAAGAAUCUGAAUCUAUUAUGGAUCAUGAAACAGGAGAUAAGAAAGAGAAGAACAGUGAUACAGAGGACAACUUAACAGACAAUGAUUCAGAUGAAAAUGAAGAAAGAACCCUCGGUGAUACUACAGAUGUCCUAAAUAUGACCCAUGUGAUGAGACUAAAUCCAAAUGACCAAUUGGUAGAAUUAGUACCAGUUCAAAAACAAAAGUUUCAACAGUCAUCUGAUGAGGAAGAUAGAAGUGAUAGUUAUAAUACCGAAGAACAAGUAGAACAAGAACAAAAAGGGAAACAUCAAGAAAAACAAUUUAAUACUGCUCAGGUUCCUAAAGAGGAAAAGAGAAAUACAUAUUUUGAGAAUGGAGAAAAUAAUCAUAUGGCUGUAGAAAUCAUAGAGGAUCAAAAAAUGUCUGAUGAGGAAGCAACUUGUAUUAGCAGUGAUGAUGACAAUGAAAAAGUCCAUGAUGAAAACAAAGAUUGUGAAAAAGAAGAGAAAGAACCAGAUGCAGCAGAAUAUUAUGAAGAUCAAGCUCUUAAUGAAGAGGAACUAAGCAGUCUAUUAUGUGAAAAUGAAGAAAAUAAUCUUAUAAAUAUGGAAACAACAGAGAAAGAUAAACCUAUUCCAGAUAAUAGCCCAGUUAAACAAGCAUGUGAAAAUGCUGAGAUUCAUACGGAGAAUAAUUUUUCUCAAGCAACUACAGACAAUCAAGACAGAACAUCUGGAAGACUGCUAGAUAAAGCAAAAAGGUUUUCUUUUUUUAAAAGGUCUAUGAAGCAGAAAAAUGCACAUAGUUGGGAUGAAAGCAAACUGGAAAACCUACCUCAAAGUGAACAGGAUACAGGAAAUCAAGCCAGUGUAUCUGCUGAAACAAGUAAAGAUGAAAAUCAGAACCAUACUCAGAAAAAUCAAAGAGGAUCACCAUCAAUAUAUCAAAACAGAAAGUCCUCCUCUACAUGUAUAAUUCUAUAGUAAUGAAAGUAUAAGGCUUGUAUAUAUGUGAGGUCUUACAAGCAGGUAUUGCAGUUUAUACAUGGAAACAAUAAUGGCAUCUAUGUAAUAAUUGCAUUUUUUUGUAAAAUUUAGCAUUUGGGGACUGAUCUACAUUAACUUGGACCAACUUCCAAUAUUUAUUUGUAUUCAUAAUUUUACCAUUGCAAAAAAUGGGAAAUACAGUCUUAUUGAUUUGUUGUGGCCUUAACUUUCAGUGAUUUUAAUAAAAU